Laetiporus sulphureus 93-53 is the source of this 1155-nucleotide messenger RNA. Its product is annotated as 20S proteasome subunit. The coding region runs from base 57 to 848 and encodes 263 amino acids. Gene Ontology annotation, cellular component: nucleus; cytosol; proteasome core complex. Gene Ontology annotation, biological process: ubiquitin-dependent protein catabolic process. The transcript is spliced from 8 exons. NCBI's taxonomy places the organism in Eukaryota, Fungi, Basidiomycota, Agaricomycetes, Polyporales, Laetiporaceae. The record is from RefSeq and is a predicted model, not a curated record.
ACUUGCGCGUCCUCGCUCUCUUGCUUCAAGCUCUCCCCUUCCCCACAUACACCGUCAUGUCCAGAACUUCUUAUGACCGAUAUCUCACCGUCUUCUCACCAGAGGGACGACUCUAUCAAGUCGAGUAUGCGUUUAAGGCCAUCUCAGGCUCUGGGCACACUGCAAUCUCCGUGCGAGGAAAGGAUACCGCCGUCGUGAUCACACAGAAGAAGGUUCCCGAUAAGCUACUUGAUGCUUCUACAGUCACACAUCUCUUCAGUAUAUCACCGACGAUUGGCUGUGUCAUGACUGGUCUAAUUGCCGAUGCCCGCGCUCAAGUGAAUCGGGCACGCUCAGAAGCUGCAGAAUUCCGAUAUAAAUACGGCUACGAGAUCACACCCGACGCACUGGCGCGACGGCUCGCCAACAUCAAUCAAGUGUACACGCAACGCGCUGCGAUGCGGCCACUCGGUAUCUCGAUGAUCGUCAUCGGCACUGACCCGGAAUACGGCCCGCAAUGCUUCAAGCUCGACCCGGCAGGCUACUUCGUUGGCUACCAUGCGACGGCUGCCGGCCAGAAACAGCAGGAGGCGAUGAACCACCUCGAGAAGAAAUGGAAGAAACUCGACUCAGGACGGGGUGCGGAAGACGCGGUAGCCGCAGGCAAGACAUUGGGCAGGGCCGAGGUUAUCGAGAUGGCCAUCGAGGCGCUGUCGACCGUGCAUGCGACUGAUUUCAAGCCAGGAGAAGUCGAGAUUGGGAUUGUGUCGGACGCGGAAGAGGAGAACCUGAAGACGCGGGGACAGUGGCGCGUCAUGGAUGAGGCCGAAAUAGAGCAGCACCUCAUGGCGUAUGCAGAGAAGGACUGAUGUACAUGUAUUACUGGACCACAUUCUCACUGGUACUUCCAAGCUUCUGUGCGGCACGGUCUGAUAAUAUUCUGUCGAAGCAAAGGAUGAGAGCAGCAAUGCAUUUCAUUAAAACUACAAGUAUCCAUGUCCACAGCCUUGUACGUUCGUCGACUAGAAUCUCGAGGCACCUCCCGUCGCAAUAAGUUCAAUCUCCCAUUCCUCCAGGUCAUGUUUCCAAAGCUUCUCCGGAGCCUCCCAAAACUCCUGGAACACUUGCGCGUUCGUGCCUUUACCCGCCGACGCCGGCACCGCGCUCGAUGUCGCA